AUGAAUUCUUCGACUGCAGAGUCUGAACUAGGAGAAAAUAGUAAUAGCAAGUUAAAAGAAAGUAGUAAUGAUGAAUUAGAAGAAAAUAGUAAACCAGAUGAAAGUAGUGAUAGUGAACCAGAUGAGAAUAAUAAUAGUGAAUUAGAUGAAAGUAGUGAUAGUAAACAAGAUGGAAGUAGUGAUGGUGGGUCAAUUUCUGUAGAUAUUGGUAAGUGA
Molecule: messenger RNA, 216 nt
Organism: Racocetra persica
Lineage: Eukaryota; Fungi; Glomeromycota; Glomeromycetes; Diversisporales; Gigasporaceae
Source: the annotation of a GenBank genome assembly